Messenger RNA from Rosa chinensis, 1173 nucleotides. Its product is annotated as probable disease resistance RPP8-like protein 2. Gene Ontology annotation, molecular function: alpha-tubulin binding. The coding region runs from base 118 to 1056 and encodes 312 amino acids. Lineage: Eukaryota; Viridiplantae; Streptophyta; Magnoliopsida; Rosales; Rosaceae. Gene Ontology annotation, biological process: protein folding. The transcript has 3 exons. The record is from RefSeq and is a predicted model, not a curated record.
UCUGUUUCUAAGCUGGUACUUUUGCAAACUGUAGAUCUGCGGUAUAAUUAUUAUUUAUAUGAAGGAUCUUGUUUUGGUCGGGAGAGGGCGACCAGAAUCAGAAAUGUGUUUUGGAAUAUGGAGCAACUGAGGCAUUUAUAUUUACCUUGGCGUCACUAUAUAAGUGAACAGAAACUCUCAUUUGCAAGACUUUGCAAUUUGCAGACGUUGGGUGAUCUUCCAAUUGAGAAAUGUGAUUUGAAUGAUCUUGUUCAGUUAACCAAUCUGAAGAAAAUAUCCGUAAUUGUAUCACGGCCUAGUCACUUGGAAAAGUUCAAGAACAUGUUGAUAUCAAGAAGUAUAACAUAUGAGCGUCUUCAAUCGCUAUCUUUGAAGCUAAACCGAGAUGAUAAUGAGGAUAUAGCAAGAGAUAUAGUAUUAAGGUGUCCUCAUAUAUACAAGCUGCGACUGCUUGGGAAAAUGACUAAAUUUCCAGAAGAGCUGCUGGGCUAUCCAAACCUCACCAAGAUAACGUUGGUUAGUACAGAACUGAGAUGUGACCAGAUAGAAAUAGUGAAGAUGCUGCCCAAGUUAAGGGUGCUUUACCUAGGUAGUAAUGCUUUCAAAUCAAAAACAAUGGUUUUCUCCCCAGGAGGCUUUCCUCAUCUGGAAUUUCUUACCCUUAGUGCUUUGUUUAUGUUGAACGAGUGGAGGGUGGAGAAAGAAGCCAUGCCUAGUCUUCAGAGAUUGCAUAUUGAAUGGUGCCUACAAUUAUGGGAAGUUCCAGAUGGGCUUCAGCAUAUUACUACCCUCAAGGAGUUAACAAUCAACGUGAUGACUAGUAGAUUCUGCAGUAGGGUUAGGGAAGGAGGAGAGGAUUUCUACAAAAUUAAACAUGUGCCUUCUAUUAUAAUCACUAAUAUUCAACCUGACUACAAGAAAGACGAGGAGCCAGAAAUGGAGGAAGCAGCAGGUGCUUCUCGAGUAGUUGCUAACGACUCUGAGGAAUCAACUGUGGACGCUGCUCCGACUCCUGAAGGAAAAACAGAGGAAAUACAAGCUGCAUCCACUCCUUAAUUAGUUAAAUCCACAAGUUUGACUUUACAUAUGCUUGAUUACAACAGAUGUGAACAAGGCUAUACGCUGUUUGCGGUGCUAGAUGUCCAAGCUUUGUAUAUAUAUGUAAUCAGGCCA